Messenger RNA from Pyricularia oryzae 70-15, 1452 nucleotides. RefSeq lists its product as uncharacterized. The record is from RefSeq and is a predicted model, not a curated record. NCBI's taxonomy places the organism in Eukaryota, Fungi, Ascomycota, Sordariomycetes, Magnaporthales, Pyriculariaceae. Bases 200 to 1375 code for a protein of 391 amino acids. The transcript is spliced from 2 exons.
UUUUUUUUACCAGGCCAUCUCCGGAGCCACACGUUAAUUGUUGGAUUAAUAAAAAUACAAAAUGCGUAUAUACCACCGUUCUCAUUGUACUCUGGCAUUUGCGCUACACAGGUGUCCCUCACGCAUUGUCAACAUAGAUUAGGACGUUUGUAUUUGGUGCCUGCAGAUUUGGUAGCAUCAGCAAAUCUUUCUCAUCACCAUGCAACAAACCAGCCUUCACUUUCAGCUUUUGCUGCUGGCCCUCCUCCUCCUCUGCCACUCGUCACCGGCACUGGGUCAAGUGGGAGCAUGCACCCUGAAAACCAUCAACGACAACACGUGCAACCAAAAGACCCGUUGGCAAAAGUACCUUUGCCUCGUCGACAAGUACCGGCUGGGCAGCCUGGUCCCCUGCAUAGAAAAAGACGAGACCGAAAAGGACGAAGACAGCAACAAGCUCUGCCAGGACGGCUUCGACAUCUUCCCCACGGGCGGCGACGACUACUCCCUGAGCGAGCAGUACCAAGCCGGGCUCGUGCGGCAGGAGCGCGGCGACGACUUUUGCUACGACCACAAGCGUGUCCUGAUGGCCGGCGUGCGGUUCCGGUACGGGGCGCUGAGGAACCCCGUCGUGGGCUCCAUCCGCGCCUGCCCCUACUCGAGCGAGGAGCAGCUGUGGGAGUGCCUGUGCGACCAGCAGGUCACCCUGGCCGGCGUCGUCAAGCUCGAGGCGGACUUUAAGAGCCUGUCGCGCUGCUUCGGCGGCGGCCAGUGUCUGGCCACCGCAAAGGUCGACAAUCUCAUGUGCCCCGGCUGGGUCAGGCCCAAGACGCAGCCGCCGCAGCGCGCGCCCGUCAACAGCUUUGUGCAGCUCUACGACAAUGCGACCCUGGCGAAGCGGGAACCCCGCAGGGUACCAGUGCAGAGACUGGACAGUCUGAUCGGCGUGUGGUGGGACGCCAACGCCAUCCCCUGGCCGUGCUACUUUGACAAGGCCAACGACAAGAUCUGCGACAUGGGCCCCAGCCAGCUCUUCUACAAGGACGAGCCCCUGCCCGGCGGGCUGAUGCGCAGGUGCUUCGUCCACCCGCUCAAGCCGCAGAGGUGGUGCCGGACGUUCAAGAACCCGAACCCUUCGCCGACGACCACGUCGGGGCCGUCGACGACGAGCAGGGGUUUGGCUACUUUUACCUUUACCACCACCUUUACCGAGAACGAGGUCCCUAUGAUCACGGUGGAUGCGACGCAGGUGGUCAGGGCGCCCGAGGAGGUCAUCACCGCGACGUCUUCGGCGGCCGAGGCGACGUCGACAGAGUCUGGAGCUGCCGUGGGUCGACCGCCACCGACGGCUGUGGUGUUGGUGUCGCUGGUGUUUUGUAUGGUGUUGUCGAUAUGACAGAUGGGUGAAUUAUUGAAGCUUGACCUGCGUUGAACUUUUAGAAUUGUUUCUAAUAAAAACGAUAUAGAUACCAA